Molecule: messenger RNA, 786 nt
Organism: Lodderomyces beijingensis
Lineage: Eukaryota; Fungi; Ascomycota; Pichiomycetes; Serinales; Debaryomycetaceae
Source: the annotation of a GenBank genome assembly
AUGCAAGACCCGUUCACUCAAAAGAAGCAAAAGAUACUAAGCGAGAUCUCAGCUAAUGGCACCGACAACCUCGACGCUUCGCCCAAGGGCACCAUAGACGAGCACUGUCUACCGAUUAUCCAUCUCAUCAACUCGCACCCCGACAUGGUCACCACUUCAUCGUGCAGUGGCCGAGUCUCCGUGUAUCUAGAAGGGACCCAGGACAAAUUGGUGCUGAAAGGGAACGAAGGCAAGUGGAUAUUUGUGACUCAUGAGCCCGCGGAGACUCGCGAUUGGUACAAGACGGUCGAUUUCGAGUACGGGAGCAGGUUUCCUAGCGCGGCUGCGUAUGGCACGAGAGGUAUAUUGUACAAGUUUGAAGCGCUCAUCUUACACGUCAAAUGCCGGGAUCUACAGACGUCGAACCAGUUGUACUCGCUAGCGAUGAGCUGCGGGUUCAGAGAAAGUGGCAUUGGCAGUAAUUUCAACGUGGCCAUUCGCAUCAGUAUUAAGUUGGAUGUGCCGAUUGGUUUUCUUGAUGAGGACACGGGCAAGUAUGCAUGCUUUGUAGGGGAGGAGUACCUUGAGUAUCUCACCAAGUUAUCGUUGGAUCGGUUUGAAGAGAAUUUCAGAAAGUUGAAGCAGUUGUACGAUGCGAUUGAAAAGUAUGUAGCUGGAAGCGAUGGUGCAGGGGCAACACUGGAGAACAAACCGAAGGAUCGGCCAACCUGGGAAAGCAAAGAAGAAAGACGAGAACGGAUGAUGAAGGAAGGAUUGAAACGACGAGAAGAAUUGAGGAGAGAUUGA